Messenger RNA from Linepithema humile (Argentine ant), 1307 nucleotides. The record is from RefSeq and is a predicted model, not a curated record. Lineage: Eukaryota; Metazoa; Arthropoda; Insecta; Hymenoptera; Formicidae.
UCGUUUCGACAUUCAGUCUUUUGCAAUCGUUAGUGUCUAGUAGUUGAACGAUUGAAAUCGGGGAAUUGCUGAGAAUUUGUAACCCCUGUAUUCGUAGGCUUCACAAUUUUUAACGACUCUCUGACACGUGACGCAACUUGAUUAUAUCGCUUUUCAUCUCAUAAGCAACUGUUGCAAACAAUCCAUAACCAUACGCAAGGAUGUUUUCUGAAAAUGAUCUCGGCAAAGAUUAUUCCAGCAUAUCUAAACACGAACUAUUAUUGCAUGCUUGUAACAACAAAAGACAUCUUGACGAAAGUUUGCGAAGCUUAACUGAAUAUUUUAUCUACGUGUAUAUCGACAGUAGUCAGAAGAUCAUGAUGAAUCAUUCACUUGUGAAUACAAGUAGAAUUACAAAAUUCAAAGAUUUAUGUAACAAAGAUAUUGUAGGCAGACACUUUCCCAUCACUGAUGUCAUAAAUGAAUUUUAUCUUUUUUUUGAGCUAAACCGUGUAAUUGUAGAUAAUUUCGAGACCUUAUUAAAUAUCAAAAAGUACAUUCUGCCAAUUUUAAUUAUUCCGGGUCUUUUAGGAAACUGUUUGUCCGCCAUUGUGCUCUUCCGUAAAAAGAUGCGUUCUUCCUCGUCCAACAUCUACUUGGGCAUGCUAGCAAUAAGCGACAUCGCCUAUUCAAUGUUAUUAUUUAUAGACUGGCUCUUUUUAAUGGAUAUAAAUCUAAAAAAAAAUUAUUUGCACUGGUUAUAUACCUUUGUUGGCUUUCUGAACUUCUUUUCCGAGUUUUUGAGUGUGUGGCUUAUAGUAGCCUUCACCAUCGAGAGAUAUAUAGUGACAAGGUAUCCGCUUCUACGUCGAUCUUGGUGCACUAUCAAACGAGCAAAAAUCGUAGUGAUCAUACUAAUGGGACUGGCAAUUUUGCGCAGCAUUUUAAAUAUUUACUUUUUUUAUGGAACUAUACACUAUGAAAUAUUUAGAGGAAGAGAAAUGAGUACCUUUGAUGCAUAUAAACAUCUACAACUUGACCUUCAACAAGGAAUUAUUCUGAAAACGCACAUAAUGGAUUCUAUGUUAAUAUUUACUCUACCUGCUCUCGUGAUAGUAAUCUGCAAUACUCUGAUAGGAUGCCAUAUUUACCAUCAACAUCAUGUUCGCAAAACCUUGAUUACAGCGUCCGACUCUUCUAAUGAGAGAACUCAGAUAUCUAGGGAUAAAAUGCUUCAGCAUAAGAUCACAAAAAUGCUUAUUCUCGUUUCGAGCAUAUUUGUAAUAUUGAAAUUACCUGCAUAUUUCAUUACUUACAUUCAUAGUUAC